This is a messenger RNA of Conger conger (European conger), 1786 nucleotides long. RefSeq names its product peptidylprolyl isomerase D (gene ppid). NCBI's taxonomy places the organism in Eukaryota, Metazoa, Chordata, Actinopteri, Anguilliformes, Congridae. The transcript is spliced from 10 exons. The record is from RefSeq and is a predicted model, not a curated record. The coding region runs from base 119 to 1234 and encodes 371 amino acids. Gene Ontology annotation, biological process: protein peptidyl-prolyl isomerization; protein folding. Gene Ontology annotation, molecular function: protein binding; peptidyl-prolyl cis-trans isomerase activity.
UUCGAUUCUUUUGGGAUCGACACUCCAUCCUAGCUAACGUGUUUGAAGUAGUCGCAGUCUACUGAGUACUGACAGCAUCACUUGCUAUACGCCGCGGAUAUUUUGGACAAAGCUGAAAAUGUCAAACCCAACACCUACCAGCAAACCCUCGAACCAGGACAACCCUCGAGUUUUCUUUGACAUUGACAUUGGCGGAGAAAGAGUUGGGCGUAUAGUGUUUGAACUCUUCGCAGAUGUUGUCCCCAAAACCGCCGAAAAUUUCAGAGCCUUGUGCACCGGCGAAAAGGGAGAGGGUGCGACAACAGGAAAGCCACUACACUUCAAAGGAUGUCCAUUCCACAGGAUUAUAAAGAAGUUCAUGAUCCAGGGAGGAGAUUUCUCCUGUCAAAAUGGCACUGGAGGAGAGAGCAUUUAUGGGGAGAAGUUUGAAGAUGAAAACUUUAACUACAAUCAUGACAAGGAAGGCUUGCUCAGCAUGGCUAAUGCAGGACCCAACACAAACGGUUCCCAGUUCUUUAUCACCACCGUCCCCACGGAACACCUGGAUGGGAAACAUGUGGUCUUUGGCCAGGUGCUGAAAGGCAUGGGCAUCGUCAAAACCCUAGAGGCUGCAGAGACAAACGAGGACACGCCAGUGAAGCAAUGCGUCAUCGCCGAAUGUGGAGAGCACAAGCCAGGCGAUGACUGGGGGGUCGCUCCCAAUGACGGUUCCGGGGACACCCAUCCUGACUUCCCGGAGGACUCCGACAUCAAUUUUAAAGACGUUGACAGCAUUCUUUCAGCCGCUGAAGAUGUCAAGAAUAUUGGUAACAACUUCUUCAAAUCCCAAAACUGGGCGGCAGCCAAUAAGAAGUACUCCAAAGCUCUAAGGUACCUGGAGGUUUGCGGGGAGGUUGUGGAUGAUGACCAAGCACAGAAAAGGCUGGAACCCAUCGCCCUGAGCUGCAUUUUGAACAUUGCUGCCUGUAAGCUGAAAAUGCAGCUCUGGCAGGAAGCCAUUGACAGCUGCAAUGAGGCACUGGAAUUGAACCCUGCGCACACAAAGGCACUGUACAGGAGGGCUCAAGGAUGGCAGGGAAUGAAGGAGUACAGCAAUGCUCUGCAUGACCUUCAGAAAGCUCAAGAGAUAACACCUGAGGACAAAGCAAUUGGGAAUGAGAUGCUGAGAGUUAAACAGAAGGUAAAAGAAGAAAAGGAGAAGGAGAAGAGGGUGUAUGCAAAAAUGUUUGCUUGAAGGAGUCCAGAUGGUCAUUUUGUGUGCUGAUGCGUGAAAGAGCCAUUCACUCAAAGAAUCCAGCGGGAAAAGUCAGUCCUCUUGAUGGGUGAACCACGCUGUAGUUUGAUAACCUAAACAUUAAUGGUGUACUCUGACUCGUUCAGCCAAACCGGUAGCACUAUGUUCAGAGUGUGAUAAAAAAAAUUUUGCUCUUAAUUUACGCAAUAUGUUCAUGUUUGAUACGGGGGGAAAACACAUCUCAAUUAAAUACAUUUUUAAAGAAACCACAGAAAUGAUGUUAAAGUGAAUUAUCUUGGAACCAUCUCACACAUGCAUGGUAGAGAAGUCUAAUUUAAACAUUUUAUAUGCUUUUACCCCCCUAUGUGACAGGUAGAAGUUACUGUACUGUAUCAGUUUUUGGUUUGGUUGUUAUUGUUGCCUGCAUAUUUCUUUCUUUUUGUAAGCUUGGAGUGGUUGCACACAAGCUUGGAGUGGCUGGAAACUAAUUUGUACACUUGAAAUGUCAUGUGAUUCCUAGGAUUUUUCAGACCAAAUAAAAUGUGAACCCUG